Molecule: messenger RNA, 6082 nt
Organism: Poecilia latipinna (sailfin molly)
Lineage: Eukaryota; Metazoa; Chordata; Actinopteri; Cyprinodontiformes; Poeciliidae
Product: sodium/calcium exchanger 1
Exons: 7
Coding region: 16-1206 (396 amino acids)
Biological process (GO): calcium ion import across plasma membrane; sodium ion transmembrane transport
Cellular component (GO): postsynapse; axon; sarcolemma
Molecular function (GO): calcium:sodium antiporter activity
Source: RefSeq, a predicted model, not a curated record
UCCGUCUGUUUCCUGAUGGGAGCCUGUGGGGAAUGUGGCUUUUUUUAUUUUUUAUUUUUUAUUUCCUGCUGCUGCUUCUUCUUCUUCCAGUUUCUGGCUUGUCCUGUCCUCACUGUUCUGCCUUCUUCUUCUUGUUCUUCUUCUUCUCCUCCUCCUUCUCCCCUCUGCCUUCCCUCCCGCCCUUUCAGUAAAACCAUCAAGGUGAAAAUAAUUGAUGACGAGGAGUACGAGAAGAACAAAGCCUUCUACAUUGAGAUCGGAGAGCCUCGCCUGGUGGAGAGCAACGACGCCAAAGGUCAAGAAGAGGAGGAAAAGCCAAAGGCAGAGGGGGAGGAAGAGGAGCCCCUGACAGGGAAGGAUGAAGAGGAGCGACGUAUAGCAGAAAUGGGCCGUCCCAUGCUGGGAGACCACGUCAAACUGGAGGUCAUCAUCGAGGAGUCGUACGAGUUUAAGAACACGGUGGACAAGCUGAUAAAGAAGACCAACCUGGCUCUGCUGGUGGGAACCAACAGCUGGAGAGACCAGUUCAUCGAAGCCAUCACUGUCAGCGCAGGUGAGGAUGACGACGACGAGGAGUGCGGGGAGGAGAAACUGCCGUCGUGCUUUGACUACGUCAUGCACUUCCUCACCGUCUUCUGGAAGGUUCUGUUCGCCUUCGUCCCGCCCACCGAUUACUGGAGCGGCUGGGCCUGCUUCGUCGUGUCCAUCUGCAUGAUCGGACUGCUCACUGCCGUCAUCGGGGAUCUGGCUUCUCACUUUGGCUGCACCGUGGGCCUCAAGGACUCCGUCACUGCGGUCGUAUUUGUGGCGCUGGGAACGUCUGUGCCAGAUACAUUUGCCAGUAAAGUUGCAGCCAUACAAGAUCAGUAUGCAGACGCCUCCAUUGGCAACGUGACAGGCUCCAAUGCCGUCAAUGUGUUCCUGGGCAUCGGGGUGGCGUGGUCCAUUGCUGCCAUCUACCACAACAGCAAGGGCCACGAGUUUAAGGUCGACCCCGGCACUCUGGCUUUCUCCGUCACACUCUUCACCAUAUUUGCCUUCAUCUGCGUCGCCACCCUGAUGUACCGGCGGCGGCCGGAGAUCGGCGGGGAGCUUGGUGGGCCCCGGACUGCGAAGGCCCUGACCACCAUGCUGUUCUUCAGCCUGUGGCUUCUCUACAUUCUCUUCUCCUCACUGGAGGCCUAUUGCCACAUCCAAGGCUUUUAAGAGAGCGAGCGGAAGAUCCCGAAGAGAAGGGUGGGACAGAGGAACCGGAAGGAUAGAAGAAAGGGAAAAUAAAGGAACGGAUUCUUGGAAAUUUAAGGUUGUCUUAUUGAUCUAUUACUCCCUCCCUUUGUGCAAUACGUUAAAUGACAAAUGAAUGGAUGUAUGUACAGGUGAAGGACUUUCAGGUGCACUCAAGCAUCUAAAAACGCGGUGAAAGGAAGCAAAGGCGCGCGGAAGGACAUCAUACUUGAGAAUUAUAGCCACUACAGAAAUUACUCAACUGAUGGCAAAAAGGAAUAUAAAACAGAAAAAAAAAAAUUCUCCCCUUACUCCACAAAUCCUCACGCAUCAAGCUGUCUUGACCAAAUUCAUGUUUAAACUCAUAAGACAAACUUACUGACAUGCACAGAUGUGAAAAAUGUCUUUUCUCCCAGAUGAAUCAGACAUAUUUCAAAUAUUCAGCCCGAUCAUCAGUGCUCCAAGUGUGAUGAUGUGGCCUAAAUGGAAGACCUCCUCAAGUCGGAGCAAUGAUUCUCUUGUUGUCCAGCUCCAAAAUAAAAUGUUAGUGCGUGCGCAACACACAGUAAGAACAAACCGGAUUCUCGGCCACAUCCAAGUAUCGACAACAAUCUGUGUGUCUGCAGGAGUAGGAGGGUGUGUUUAUGUGCUUAGGCGCGGUAGGACGAUGGUAAACUACUGUGAAAAAAAAAUGCCUCUUGUUUUUGCUGUUGCUGCAUUAAGACAAAAAUGCUAUUGUACUCGAGGUCCUCUUGACUCUCGCGGCUUGUAGAAAAUGCUGAAUUGGGAAUUUCUGUUCUGGGAGGGGCCCGUUCCGUGUGGCGAAACUUUGAUCAUCGCCGGGGUGGCACGUGUAAAUACUCUGAGGCGGACGCACGUUUCAACUCGAUUGAUUUCGUUCUGAAUGUCUUGGUUAAUGCUGCACGCCUCAGCCCCCUCCACCCCCUCGAAGGGCCCUUCGUUCUUGUUGCUUUAUACUGUAGAUGUAGAUGGUUUAAGGUCCUUUCUCAAUCAAAGUUGGUGGUGGGGGUUAAUGUGCUUUUACCUUUAAUAAGGCCAUGUCUGAGAAGACACGCUGGCCACUCUACCGUUAAAAACUGUUAGAGAAACCAUAGUCGUCGCAUUAAUAUCAAAGUUAAUCUUUAUUGUUUUUUGUUGUUGUUUUUUUUAACACUGUGGGAACGUCUUAUUUUUCCCACAGCUGAGAUUUCCACAACCAUAUUUCAGUGAAAUCAUUGAAAAUCAUACAUGCAAAUAUCUGCAAAACCUGAUGGACUUUCUGUCAGAUCUGUUCGACACGGUUUGACUCUCUAAAACAAGUUUGGACAACAUCCCUUCUCCUAAGCAACCCGGUGCCGGUUGUCCGGUGAACCGUUUGAAUACUUCUAAUAUCAAGGGCUUUGUUACAACAAAAUACUAAUUCCUGAUUCUGGCUUUUGGUUUAAUCAUUCUUAAAACAGAUGUACAUUGGUCAACGGCGAGGGCAAUGUAACACAUGAUGAUGAACUUUGUUGACUCUUACUUGAUAGAACUUUGCUUCAGAGGAGAAAGUAUUGAGUCUAGUACUAAGAAGUGCUUGAUUAUUGUCUCGAUUUGCUCAGAUCAAAAUCACAUCCCUAGUUGGGUCCUGUCCCAUUUCGACUAACGCUGUUGGUCUUUCUUUAAGCUACGUCAACUCAUAACACGGCAUAGCUCCCUUCAGUCUGAAUCACAACGGAGUUUAACUACAAGGCAGUUGCCAUUUUUUUCAUAAGUGUCUAUUUUGUAAGACCAAAUAUUUAGUCCAAACAUAAAAGCCAGUUGAUGAGAGAGAGAAAAAUAGGAUAAUGUACAAUUUUAAUAACCAGAUUGUUGCCUUGCAAAGGUGAUGAUGCGCCUAAAUGAUUUCAGUGUGUUGUUUAUAUGUUCAGACUGUUGAACAUAAGACCUUUAUGUCUCUGAUUCACUGGUAGAAUUCUAAAAGGAAAAAAAAAAGUCCAGUUUUACUUAAUAACGUAGGACCCAAAUGGUUGUCCUAUAAAUUCUGUUAUUACUUUGACUAAAUUUAAAACUAGCCACACUUCUAAGGAAGCUAAGAGAAGAAUUUCAUUGUCUGAUUGCAGAGAGGCAGUGGUCCAAAUGACAAAAAAAAAAAAAGAAAAUUACAUUAAAACAUUAGUUUUACUGUCCGUUCAUUCUACCUACCUGACUUUGCAAAACUAAUCAAAACUCAUCCAAAACCAGACAUUAAAACGGUGAACAUACCCUCCGAGAUGUUGGUGUUAAACUUUACAUCAACAGGAGGAAACAAAGAAGCCCAAAAUAUUAAUAAGCCUAAUUUGACUGUGAGAAGUUUAGACUCAGACUGUUAUUUUAUUUAUUCAGCUACAACCAUAAGGAUCUCAGCGUACACACACUUGUACUAUAGCACUACUUUAUGCAACUUAAUUGGCAAGUAUUUCCCAUGUGAGAUGUUUUUUUUUUUUUGUUUGUUUUUUUUACUUGAUGUACAAUAAACAGUAUUUUAAAUUUUAUCUGUAAAAUAAUUAGUCUGGACUAGAUGUAAACCGUUGUAAACUUAGCAGUAAUUUUGUCGAAGACCGUUGUCGAUGCCAGUGAGAGUCGAGCAGAGGCCUUCAUUGGAUGUAAAUCCAGAGAAUUUUGAAGGACAUUAUAAAUGUUCUAAGUUUUAUAAAACAACUGAGUAGAGUUGUAGACAAUUAGCUGAUAGUAGAGGACGUUUGAUCGGAUAAAGAUCCAACAACCUGGCUCAAGACAGCCAUUUGCGUUGCUAAUGAAACAAAAUGGCAGAGGAAAAAAACCCCAACUCUGGAAUAUGAAAAGCUCUGUAUUAGACAGCAGUUGUCGUAUGAAGCCUUUGGAGUGGCAGUUUACCCCUAUUUUGCCAAAGGGACAUCUUUCUAUCAGAAAUAUUUGUAACCCAUCCAGUAAAUGGUUUUCUAAUCAACAUCUCUUUCCAAAAAACACCAAAUAUAUUAUCACCUUUCUUUAAGGAGCUACAGGAAAUGGGUGUUGUUUAAACCUUUCUAGGUCAAUUUUUUAUGUAUUUGUCUCUUCACUGGCAUGAAGCUGAAGGUUUAUACACUGUAAACAACUUAAAAUGAAGUUAUGCUAGCACGUGAAAAAAAAAAAAAAAUGUAAGAAGCUGCAUUAACUUUAAAUGACUUCAAAACAUGAAUUUUCUUAGAUGUUCCAGAAAGUCUACAGGAAUGAAGCACUUGCAACAAUGCAGUUUUUUCUUUUUUUUUUUUUUUAUGCAUUCAGACCAUCAGUUGCACAAUUUUACCAGAAGCAAACGUUUUUCUUUCGCUAAAAGGCGAGCGUUCUCUCUUGCAACACCAGCAUUGUUGCACACGGUUUCUAUAUGCCUACCUUGACUGGCGGCCUUGGCUAACGUGAAGCUAAAGGGAGCGGUUCUCACCAUCAGAACCAAGGUGGGGAAGCUAAUUUACUGGCUAAAUGUUUAGCGGCAACCAGCAAGUCUGCUAGUCAUGACUGUAAAUACAAAACAGGCAGUUGUUUUUUUCUUUUUUUUUUAAUUCUUUAGCCUAUUUUUCUUAGCAAAUAAUUGCAAUAGCUCUCGAGUUAGCUUCUUGGCUUAGGCCUGCGAGUAACAAGUCUAGAACACAAAACAAAAGCAAUGAUGGAUUAAACAAAUGAGCUGUAGACUGCAGUCAUUUUUGGGUGUUUUUUUGCUGUUCAAUAGUAAGAUUUUAAUAUGAAGGAAAAACCUUGCACUGCUUCAUGUUGCCAAGUGAAACGGCUACAGAACCGUUUCGCUAGCAGAGUUGCUUUUGCUGUAAACAGAUUUUUUUUUUGUUCUGACUGAUUUACACAGUAAUUACAAUGUUCUUGUAAAAAAAAAAAAAUAACAAUAAUAAUCCAGUGGUGUUGAAUCAGUUGUUAACCAUUAAUAAUGUUGCUACUAAUGUAAAAGUUGAUAUGUCUCUGUUGCCUAAUUUACUCCUUAACUGACCGACUGUCUGACAGACUGAGAAAUAAAUACAUGCAACACUGGACAGUCAAAGGAACGAGGGGAAAGGAAGGACGGAAGGACGGACACCCCCUCUGGUACGAGAUGAGCAAAGAAAUGUACUGCUGGGAUUUAAGUAAAAAAAGGAAAAGAAAGUUACCAAGAGUUAUUGUCUACCUUUAAAGCAACAUUUAACAAAUAAAAUUACAGGAUGCUAACAAAGAGUAGACAGAAUGAAAAAAAAAUAUGUGGAGGACGAAGUUGAAAAUAAAAAUAAAUAAAUAAUGAAGUUACAGCCAUACAUUGAUUUCUGGGCCAGUGAGACAAUGGACUCCUUCUGCCCAGCAUGUGUAUUGUUAUGAAGUCUUAUCUGUCCUCGUGUGUUUUCAUUCCCUUCCCCUUUCUUUCUUUCUAAAUGUCCUGCCAAAAGUAACCAAACACAGGCAGUAAUCUUUGUUAAACUUCCUCCCCCGAAAAGCCACCGUUUCUCCCUAUGCCAAGUUUUCCAUGUUUUGGAAUGUCGAUGUGCUACUUGUUGACACUGUGCAUGAAUGAUGACAUGCCUGUACAUAGUUAUAGAGAAUCGUAUCCCAUUCCUGUGGUGUUUGACGGGAAGAAGUCUGAAUGUUGUACAGAUUUGGAUCUUUCCGUUGAUCUUCUUCUUGGUUACGGUUUGGUGUAGAGCUAACAUUUUGAUUUUUUUUUUUUUUUUUGUUGAUUCAAACAAAGCUGCAGAGUCUCUGAAUUAAUUGCACAUUAUCAUUAACCGAGAUUUAUGUUUCAAAAAAGAAAAAGGCAAUAUCUGCUGUUAUUGAAUGAGAGAGGAGAUAGCGGAGUUAUAUAUCUUAAAUCUAUAUGACAGUUGCAUGGGUUAUUUGUAAAAAA